AUGCGCAUGGGAUCGAUGGCCAGUUGCACACAUAUAUUCGAUGGAUCCCAUGGCCAAGAAGACCUGGAAACAUUUAUUUCAGCAGUAAGCACAUUUAAAACUGUUGAAAAAAUCGAAGAUAGCGAGGCUUUGAUAGGCAUUCCACUUGUUCUGCAUGGAGAAGCGGCUAUUUGGUGGUUGGGUGUCAAGGACAGUAUCACGACUUGGGCAGAAUUCGUGCACCGACUGCGCAAUGCUUUUGCACCGAAGAAACCGGCGUAUGUGUUGUAUAGGGAGCUAAUGGGUGAAGAGCAACCCCCGGAUUUAGCUACGGAGCGUUUCGUAGCAAAGAAAAGGAUGCUAUUUUCUAUGCUGCCUCCACCGAAACCUACGGAAACACAGCAAAUAGACAUGAUUUUUGACCUUUUAUAUAUAAACAUAAGGUCACAUAUCACACGUAGUACCAUAAAUACGUUCGGCCAUUUGUUGGAAGUUGCUCGGGGUAUGGAAGAUGCCUUGCGAGAAAAGUGCUCGAACCAAAAGCAAGACACCAGUCAGCCACAACAAAACUAG
Molecule: messenger RNA, 552 nt
Organism: Arctia plantaginis
Lineage: Eukaryota; Metazoa; Arthropoda; Insecta; Lepidoptera; Erebidae
Source: the annotation of a GenBank genome assembly